AUGUACGGAGCGACAGUGAGAUAUCCGGUAUCUUUAAAGUUUUGGAGCGGUCUUAGAAUUUGCGCUUUCGGGGAUUUUAACGAAAACGGAAGGCAGUGAUAAGAACUUGCCGCAGCACAUAACUGACAGUUGCGAUUGUGCAAUAUCUCCUUCACAUUGUUGCGUAACACUAGCGGUGCCACUUUGGUGGAGAAUCUGUUAAAAAAAAACAAUUAACGAGUUAAUCUGACAAAACCGGUGAUUGAAAGGCGUUCAUUUAAGUAGCUAUACCAGAGGGACAAAUGAACUGAAGUUAAUUUCCUGUCUGGCGACUAAUGCUUAGUAAAAGCUUUGAAAGCUUUGGUAGACUCUAUCUGAGACUUCACACUUAUUCUUGAAAGUAACUCCUGCAUAGCUCAGGUGAUCUCCGUUGCAGCUUCCUAGUAUAGCUACCUUCUCCAUCUACAGCGAUGGAAAGCUCGCCCUCGAAGAAUGAUCAAGACACAUCACUGAAUGAGUCGACCGUACCAGGGGAGAACAAAAAAUCAACAGAGGUGCGGGUGAACCCCGAAGAGGUAACUGGUACAUCGGCAGGUCUUCGUCUGACUAAAGAAAUGCUGGAAUAUUACGAUAAAAAAGACAAGGAAAUGCAGUCUUAUAAGAAGAAAUACGAAGAGGCUGCUUAUCGGGUGUAUGGCACCAUUCCCCGUGGUGUUGAUCUACAGAAGUUCCAAGAAAAAAUGAAAGAUUUAAAAGGAGAAAAAUGA
This is a messenger RNA of Pocillopora meandrina, 746 nucleotides long. Lineage: Eukaryota; Metazoa; Cnidaria; Anthozoa; Scleractinia; Pocilloporidae. The record is from the annotation of a GenBank genome assembly.